UUGGGUUUUUCAUAUCAAAGUGUCACCAAAUUGUAAACAAACAGACGCGAUCAGCUUGCACGUGUUUUCUGUUUGCCGCGAAUAGUUUGCACAGAAAGGAUAUCAACGGUUCGUACGCAGAAAUUACUAUCGAGGAAACAAAAUGGAGGAAAGAUCAAACUCCGAUGAAACUACAAAUGGCGAUCAAGUGGAGGAAAAGGAGCAAUCGCAAGAAACAACUAUCCAGGCCACCAUUGCUGAAAAAGAAGGCGGGAAAGUAAACCUUGACGAAGACAAACGUUUGGAUGAGACAUCCAUUGAAACAAUUACUCCUUCAUCUGAAACGAAUUCAGCAGCCAAAGAUAUCUGCGAAAGCAGUAGCGGCGACGAGAAAUUGAUUGAAGUAAAAGAAGCGCAGAGCGCCGAAGAAUCAUCAGCAGCGGAAGUCUCGGAAACACCCGGAAGCGUUGAAGCGAAUAACACCAUAGAAGCUCCUGUACAAGCUGAAUCAGUUGAUGCAAGUGUUGGAGAUUUGGAAGAAGCUGUGGCCGAAGUUAACCCAACCAUUGUAGAAGAAAUCUCUCAAAAAGAAGUUCCGAAAGAAGCAGAACAAACUCCCACGAUGGAUCUCGCAGCUGAGCCCACUAAUCAGGCAAUGGAAGUAGAGGAGGAACCGGUUAUCCCAACACCGGUUGCAAUUGUUUCCAUCCAGGAACAAGUCGUUGCAGACCAAACACUUCCAGUGCCGGUUGCAAUUGUUUCCAUCCAGGAACAAGUCGCCGCAGACCAAAAACUCGAAACGGAGGCUGUUCAAAAGAUCAGCAACAGUUCGUUGUCAAUGUUGUGUCAAUAUUCGGGAAGUUCCGAUUCGGAGACGGAAGAUACCGAUACAUCCAAUGUGUUAGAGGAAGCAAAACCGAGCUCAUCGUCUUCCUCUUCCGACGACAGUGAUGUAGAGAUUGUUAAGGAAAAUUCUAUGACUGCCGGAGGCUAUCGUGUGCAGGAUGAUCCGAUUUUAGUAAGCGAUGCAGAAACCAUGGAUACAAACGCUGCAUCUUCGGAAGAUGAAAUUGAAGAACCCGUUACGGGACCGAUCCGUACCGCGGGUGAGAUACUGCCACAUGAAUUGCCUCCUAUCGAAGAGUUGACCAUUACCGUCCCGGAGACGGAAUGUAAACCAAUCGGGCAUAUCGAUUCGAUUGUGUCACAGAUCGUACUGGUACAGUCCGUUGCUGGAGCCGAGUUGCUUAAUUUAGACACAGUUCUGUUUCUGGAGCGUGGAAAACGCGCACUGGGGAAAAUUUUCGACGUGAUCGGUCAGGUAAACCAGCCCAUCUAUUGCGUGCUGUUCAACUCGAAUCAGGAAAUAUUGACCAAAAACAUAACCACCGGAAUGGAGGUAUUUUGCGCACCUCGGACAGAAUACACCUCGUUCAUCAUCCUGUCGGAGCUGAUGCGCACGAAGGGUUCCGACGCCAGUUGGAUGCAUGAUAAUGAAAUUCCAUCCUAUAUGGCCGAACAUUCGGACGAUGAGGAGGAAAGGGCAGCCAAGAGGAACCGUAAGAAGAGUGCAGCUAAUCGCCAUCACACGCAAAAUGAGGACGGCGAAUGUAGCGAGAUGGGUGAAGAACAACAGCAACAACACUAUAAUCCCCGACAGCCAAGUCCAUCCUCUUCUAGAGGACAUUACGCGCAUCGUCCGCCACAGGCCGGUAGACAGUACAAUCCACGCUAUCCGUCUGGUAGCAGUUGGCAUCACAAUUACAACCCGAGGUUUAAUCACCCGCAACAGUAUCGACCCCGAUUUCCGCAGCGGAACCCGCAACAGUUCCCGCAAAUACCGCAUAUGCAACCACCACCACAAGGCGGCAUGUUUCUGCGGAAUCCUUUCGCUGGACAAGGUCCACCACGACCACCACCACCUGCAGGAUCGAAUUAAUGCUGCGGAUGUGUUGUUGCGGUUGGAAGCCACAAAUUACCACGGUAAGGAAUGGUGGGAUGGACGUUUAUGGAUUUUUAUUACUGAAUUUACAUUUUGAGAACUAAGAAGCAUUAUUUUAAAACUAAAGAUUGAAAUAUAAUUGAGAAUUAUACUUCUUUACACGUUUACAUGUUUUCGAUUAGAUCUGUUCCAUACUGACUUGUGUUUCAACUCUUUUAUUGGCUUUGGUGAUUAGUUGUUCCUCUACUUUUAUCACAAAAUACAUUGAGCAGAUGCUCAGCCAUUCUUGUCCAAAUGUUUUGUACUGAUCGUAGUUUAGAAACUUUCGAAUAACUGGAGAUCUUCGGUACAACAUCCGUUUUCAGGCAGUUCCUAAAUCUUCUCCAGUAAUGAAGGCAACAACUUCCGACAAAUUUGUAGUAUUUUAUGCCAUAUUAGCAAUGUUUAUCCUAUUUGAAUAUUUCUUCACCAUACCCUCAGAACGAUUAGACUAUCUCCGUGCCUGGUCUUCACAUUUAGCAGUUGAACAAUCGGAACCCGGCUUCAUUUCGACCAAGAGACGCAAAUAAGCUAAUACGAUAUUCAUUCGAAAUAAUAUUUAGACAUUUUUUAAUAUUACUUAAAUAUAUUAUCUUCAGAUUUGCAAAGCAU
Molecule: messenger RNA, 2572 nt
Organism: Anopheles funestus (African malaria mosquito)
Lineage: Eukaryota; Metazoa; Arthropoda; Insecta; Diptera; Culicidae
Product: H/ACA ribonucleoprotein complex non-core subunit NAF1
Exons: 2
Coding region: 143-1918 (591 amino acids)
Biological process (GO): box H/ACA snoRNP assembly; pseudouridine synthesis; ribosome biogenesis
Cellular component (GO): sno(s)RNA-containing ribonucleoprotein complex
Molecular function (GO): RNA binding
Source: RefSeq, a predicted model, not a curated record